Messenger RNA from Chrysoperla carnea, 1631 nucleotides. Its product is annotated as zinc finger protein 25-like. NCBI's taxonomy places the organism in Eukaryota, Metazoa, Arthropoda, Insecta, Neuroptera, Chrysopidae. The transcript is spliced from 6 exons. Bases 21 to 1631 code for a protein of 536 amino acids. Gene Ontology annotation, biological process: regulation of transcription by RNA polymerase II. The record is from RefSeq and is a predicted model, not a curated record. Gene Ontology annotation, molecular function: zinc ion binding; RNA polymerase II cis-regulatory region sequence-specific DNA binding; DNA-binding transcription factor activity, RNA polymerase II-specific. Gene Ontology annotation, cellular component: nucleus.
AAAAAAAGUUAUAUUUUAUAAUGAUUCGAUUACCCGGUAGUGGUAAUCAUAUUUGUAGAAUAUGUUUAAAAUCGAAAUCUGAGGAAAUGUAUUCUAUUUAUGAUAAAUUUUCCCAAGACUAUAAUGAACCCAUAUUUUGUAUGAUUAUGUAUUGUGCUUCCGUAAUUAUUUCAAAGGAAGAUGGAUUACCUGAUUUAUUAUGUUCUUCGUGUAAAUUACGUUUAGAAACAGCUUAUGUUUUUAAACGAGACUGUGAACAAUCAGAUGCAAAGCUUCGAAUGAAAAUAGAAGUUGACUAUAACUACGAGCAAGAAAAUUAUGUUACAGACAAUUUAGAUAGCACAAAUAAUUCUAAUAUUGCAAAUGUUAAAUUGGAAAAUGAUACAAAAACAGAAGUAUUUCACUAUGGAAAUGUUGAUAGUGAUGUAAGAGAUUCACUUGAUCCCAUUCAACAUAAUAUACUUGCAGAUGAUGCUACAGAAAAACAAAUUGAUGUGAGUGAAGAACAUUACAUGAAAGUAGAAACUUUAUUAUCUGAAGAUACUAAUUCAAACAGUUGGCCACAAAUCCAUCAAACAACCGGAAACGAGAAUACUAAAUUAAAAAAGAAAAUACGAAAACAUACAAAACGUACCAAACGAACACUAUUAGAUAAAACGAAAACUCGAAGAAUUUGUUAUGAUUGUUUAAAAUCGUUUAAUACACAAGCUGAUUAUGAUACUCAUAUAGCUCAACAUACAACUCAAAAAUAUGCAUGUGAUUAUGAUAAUUGUAAAACAGAAUUUGUGAGCUAUUUAAAGUAUGCGUUGCACCGAAAAAAUGACCAUUUUAUUAAAGAUUAUUUAAGGUGCAAAGAAUGCCAGAGAAAUUUUAGCAACAAACUUAGUUUUGAUAGGCAUUUAUAUAAUCAACAUGGCGAUUUACCAUUUGGGUGUUUAAAAUGUUCAAAAAUGUUCCCAGAUGAAAAUUCAUUGGAAAAUCAUUCAAAAAUACAUUCAAAAGAAUAUAAAUGUGAAUUUUGCGAGAAAGUUUUUUCGACAUCAUUUCGUUUAACGAGUCAUACACGCUUACAUACACAAGAAAAACCUUUUGGUUGUACUGAAUGCGGAAAAAGUUGGACUGAUAAAUCAAGUUUAAAUAAACAUUUAAAUCAAUAUCAUAAAGAAUUAGGCAGUAGAAGAAGGGUGAAAAGUCAUCUGUGUUCAUAUUGUGGACGAACAUUUGAUCGUUUAUCCCAUUUAACAAUACAUAUACGAACUCAUACAGGUGCAAAACCAUUUCGUUGUGAAUACUGUGAACAUCAAUGUCGUACUAAACAACAUUUAAGUUCACAUAUGCGUAGACAUACCGGUGAUCGUCCGUAUAAAUGUAGUUAUUGUGAAAAAUCAUUUGCUGAUCGUGGCUACUUAACUGUUCACGAACGUUUUCAUUCUGGACAUAGACCUUACAUCUGUUCAACGUGCACUAAAGGUUUUACAAAUAGUAAAGAUCUAAAAGUACAUGAACGUACACACACUGGUAUGAAAUUAUAUUCAUGUGAUAUUUGUCAUAAUAGUUUUACAACGUUGCAUUAUUUUAAAGUACAUACAAAGAAACAUAAUGUAAAUACUACGAAUAAUCCGCCAACGUAA